Messenger RNA from Cutaneotrichosporon cavernicola, 969 nucleotides. RefSeq lists its product as uncharacterized. The coding region runs from base 1 to 969 and encodes 322 amino acids. Gene Ontology annotation, molecular function: ATP binding; ATP hydrolysis activity. The record is from RefSeq and is a predicted model, not a curated record. Gene Ontology annotation, biological process: post-translational protein targeting to endoplasmic reticulum membrane. Lineage: Eukaryota; Fungi; Basidiomycota; Tremellomycetes; Trichosporonales; Trichosporonaceae. The transcript has 8 exons. Gene Ontology annotation, cellular component: GET complex.
AUGUCCGACGACUUUGAGCCCCUCGACCCCACCCUCCAGAACAUCCUCGACCAGAAGAGCCUCAAGUGGAUCUUCUGCGGCGGAAAGGGUGGUGUCGGCAAGACAACGACAUCAUGUUCGCUCGCCGCGCAGCUCGCGCGUGUCCGCGAGUCGUCCACUGAUCCCGCACACAACCUUUCCGACGCCUUCUCCCAGAAGUUUGGCAAGGACGCGACCAAGGUCAACGGCUUUGACAACCUUUACGCGAUGGAGAUUGACCCCAACUCGAGCUUGCAAGAGAUGAUCGAGUCUGCGGACCAGUCGGGCGGCAUGGGAGGCAUGAUGCAGGACCUCGCGUUCGCGAUUCCAGGUGUCGACGAGGCCAUGGGCUUCGCCGAGAUCAUGAAGCACGUCAAGUCGAUGGAGUUCUCGGUUAUUGUGUUUGACACUGCGCCGACAGGCCACACGCUGCGCUUCCUCUCGUUCCCCUCGGUGUUGGAGAAGGCGCUUGGCAAGCUAAGCCAGCUCAGCGGACGCUUCGGACCGAUGCUUCAGCAGAUGCAGUCGAUGUUCGGUGGUGGCGCGCCACAGGAGGACAUGUUCGCCAAGCUCGAGCAGAUGCGCGAGGUCAUCACCGAGGUCAACACGCAGUUCAAGGACCCCGAACUCACUACCUUUGUUUGCGUGUGCAUCUCAGAGUUCCUCUCGUUAUACGAGACCGAGCGCCUGAUCCAGGAGCUCACAAAGUACGAGAUUGACACGCACAACAUUGUCGUCAACCAACUCCUGUUCCCCAAGAAGACCGACCACUGCGAACAGUGCAGCGUACGCUUCAAGAUGCAGCAAAAGUACCUGAACGAGGCGUACGACCUGUAUGAGGACACGUUCCACAUUGUCAAGCUCCCGCUCUUGACCGAGGAGGUGCGUGGGACGGACAAGAUUAAGAAGUUUUCCGAGAUGCUCGUCACGCCCUACCAGCCCCCCGAGUAG